This is a messenger RNA of Paramuricea clavata, 566 nucleotides long. Lineage: Eukaryota; Metazoa; Cnidaria; Anthozoa; Malacalcyonacea; Plexauridae. The record is from the annotation of a GenBank genome assembly.
AUGCCCUUGCUUGACACUGACAGGGACAAAAGAAGAUUCCCACAACGUGACUUCAAGGUUUCAAAAAGGUAAGUUUAUGUAAUUCUAUUCAUUUUGCCUUAUUUUUUUCUUUCAGGAGUUUCUGUUUCUCAGCCAUGAUUUGAUUUAAUUUUUAUUAUUUUAUAGUGACAUCAAAACCAUCGAGGUAUUCAUUAAAGAUUAUUUGAUCCUACAAUAUAAAGGAAAAACUAAUAAGGUAUAUAUUGUAUAUUAAAUUUAUUUCGUAGAUUUUAGGUCAUGUGUUUAUAUGCGUCAUCAUAUGCAUGACGUUCUUCAGAAACUAUCGUCUUCUGUUGAUUUGUUUAUAGACCUUUAUACGCCCGCUUGAUUAGAAAUUUUUACCCAUAUAUUAAAAUUGGUCAAUUAGAUAUGAAAGAACCCGUCCUUAGGCACUCCAUCCAGUAAGAACCUGCAAUAAAGACUCAACUAAACUUAGUCAAUGUACAUUUUUAUUUCAGAUCAAAAAGCCACCACUCACAACAGUAGAGAAAUCUGUAUUCUAUGAGCAAGUUUCCACGAAAUUAUAG